AUGGAUUUUGGGGGUAAACCGAGAAUCAUGGAAUCCCAAGUGCGCAUGAACUACUCCAAAGAGCUGGAGGCGGCUGUCAAUAAACAGAUAAACAUCGAACUAUACGCCUCGUACGUCUACCUCUCCAUGUCAGUGUACUUCGAUCGUGACGAUGUCGCUCUGCCACAUAUUUCACCCAGUGAGAGUUGGACUGAACGUCUAUAUUACUUCAAACUCCAAAGCGAUUGCUCCGAGGAGGAACGUGGGCAUGCAUCCAAAUUCAUGAAGAUGCAAAACCUUCGUGGUGGACGAGUUGUACUGCAAGCAAUAAACAAACCCGAGAAGGACGAGUGGGGAAGCGCGCUGGAAGCCUUCCAGGCAAGGAUUUCCUCCAAAUCAAAAAAUCGAUGGGCUGCGUUGGCGCUGGAGAAAUUCAAUAAUCAAGCGCUGCUCGACCUGCACACUGUAGCGACAGAGUCUAAUGAUCCACAGUUUACUGACUUCCUCGAGUCCGAGAUGCUCGAAGAACAGACCGAAUCCAUCAGCGAGAUGGGCAAGAUGGUGACGAACUUGAAACGAGUUGGAUCGGGCUUGGGCGAGUACAUGUUCGACAAAGAGCAGCACUUCGAGUAA
Ostertagia ostertagi is the source of this 612-nucleotide messenger RNA. The record is from the annotation of a GenBank genome assembly. NCBI's taxonomy places the organism in Eukaryota, Metazoa, Nematoda, Chromadorea, Rhabditida, Trichostrongylidae.